Magallana angulata is the source of this 390-nucleotide messenger RNA. RefSeq lists its product as uncharacterized. The transcript has a single exon. NCBI's taxonomy places the organism in Eukaryota, Metazoa, Mollusca, Bivalvia, Ostreida, Ostreidae. The coding region runs from base 1 to 390 and encodes 129 amino acids. The record is from RefSeq and is a predicted model, not a curated record.
AUGGCGCCAUUAUUUGAGCUUGUACUGCUGCUGAUGCUUGGUGAACCCAUGCUUCCGCCAGAGAAGCUCGGUCCAAUAAAUCCACCAGUCAUUGGAUCAAAGGGAACAAAGUCUGGGAAAGCGUCUAACACAGCUGCCGCGGCGAAGGCGUUUGACGACGCAGAGGAACUUGAAGAGGAUGCCGAUGAUGCCGUUGCAGCAGACGAUGACGCCGCUGCUGAUGCUGAUGCGGCUGCAUUAUUAGAUGAAAAGGAUGAUGAAGAGGAAGAUGAAGCGGCGGAGGCACUCCCCGUUGAUGAUGUCCCAGAGCUAGAUGAAGCUGUGGAUGCCAUAUUGAUUAUGACAUUCAAACAUGUAUCUGCAGUACCAAACAUACGACAAAGGUUGUAA